AUGUCUGAACAUCACUUUAAUGUUCUUCGCUCCACCCAGCCUCAACCAGGAUUGUCCUGGACGAUUGAGUUUCUAAACAGAAUAAUGGAAAAGAGUAUAUUGCAACAACAUUCUUUUCCAUGUAACUUAUCCUCCUCUCGUUUUAACUACUCUAGGAAUGCAUCAAAGAACAAUAAGAGUUUAGCUUCCUGCCUUCAAGCAUUGACUCCAAUCGUUAAGAGAGCAAUUCGGAUGGUAUCUUUUGCAACAGACGGAAAUGGAGGGCAAAGUAAGCUGCUUGCUCUAAAAGUAUUUGAAGAUAAUGUUUUGGUUCGUGAAUUUCUAAGGAGAAAUGGAAGAGUUUUGGUUGUUGACGGUGGAGGUAGUUUGAGAUGUGCAAUAUUGGGUGGCAACCCUGGAGUACAAACUCUGAACAAUGGAUGGGUAGGUAAAGUAGUCAAUGGCUGCACAAGGGAUGUGGAUGAAAUCUAUGAUUGUGAUAUCGGAGUGAGAGCUCUGGCUCCACAUCCAGUGAGAGCUAAUAAGAAAAGGAUUGGAGAAAAGCAUGAAUUCGACCAAAAUUCUUGA
This is a messenger RNA of Fraxinus pennsylvanica, 567 nucleotides long. The record is from the annotation of a GenBank genome assembly. NCBI's taxonomy places the organism in Eukaryota, Viridiplantae, Streptophyta, Magnoliopsida, Lamiales, Oleaceae.